Vespa velutina is the source of this 2925-nucleotide messenger RNA. RefSeq lists its product as uncharacterized. The record is from RefSeq and is a predicted model, not a curated record. Lineage: Eukaryota; Metazoa; Arthropoda; Insecta; Hymenoptera; Vespidae. Bases 495 to 2186 code for a protein of 563 amino acids. The transcript has 2 exons.
UGUUAUUUACUUUAAUUAUUUGUAUCGUGUGAUAGUCAUUGUUUUGUUGUUCUUUUUCCCGAGCCUAACGUCCAUUAACCACUUUUUUCUUUCCUUUUUCCUUCUUUUUCAUUCUUAUCUCUACAGCUCUUUGUGUGAAGAAAGAUCGAUGAAUUCUUUUGGAAUGUAGGAGGGAGGUGGGUUAGAGGCAUCUAGGGGUCGCUUGAAAAAAGUCAAAAUAAGAAUACAUAAAAUAGAUACCUAUCGAAUUUCCACUCUACGUGUCGCGCAGAACAAUCACAGGUUGGUGAAGAAUAUGGAAAUAAGAUUGGGUGAAUCUGACUGCGGUGAGGGUCCACCUGAUUGGCCAAGAAGGAGUCCUUGUGAAGCUCCGAAAGGCCCCUGUACGCCAGCAGGUCCACCUGGUUAUCCUCCAAAACAGCGUCCUGAAAAAAAACCAUUCUGCGUUAAAUGCCCGCCCAAGAAACCGUGCAGAACGGAAAAUUGCGAACCGGAUGAUUGCUAAGUCAGCAGAAAGACAGAGGAUAAUCCGUGAUUUAAAACCAUUGGAUGGAUUGUUUCAACGAAUGACGAUUUUUCUUCUAAAGCCAACGUUUAUGGCAUUGAAGAAUGGAUUUGCUUUGAAACAUCUUAUAAAGAAGACACAAUUAAAUAAUGCUGUUGCUUCUUCCACAUCAACGACCUUACUACAGAUCUUUUGUACGUCGAGUUUCUCGAAAUCGUCGAAUCUAGCACCAUUACCUCUAUGCCAACCAGAAAACUCUUCACUAUGUUUAAACAGUGGUCCAUGCAGACAAUUGUAUCAACAAGCAAAACCAUGUCCACAGGCCAAAAAAUGUAUUUCACUGAUACCACCUUGCUAUUGUCGAGUGAAUACAGAUUGUUCCGAUUUACCAUGGAUUCCUUAUCCACUAUUGUGCUUUUAUCCUCACCCGGAAUUUUCAAAACAAUCGCCGCCAAAGAUUUGUUAUAGAAAAUGUCUUCCUCUACUUAAACUGCUAACAUUACUCAAUAAAAUUCCUGCACCACCUCCUUCACCACAACUUCCUAAGCAUCCCAAAAGAUUAAAAUGUUUGAUUCAAAGCGUACCAUUUUCUACGCCACCUCUGCCGAAGUGUCCGAAAUUCUUAAAAUGUUCACUACAAAAGAAACAUCCUCUAUUUUCACCUUGUGAGCUUUGUCCUUGCCGACUAUCUUGCAGCUGUUUUUCAUCACUUUGUCCACUGUGUCGACCGAAUCUAUGCUUAAAGCCACUAUCUUAUCUUCCACGAUCUCCUUUACGAUCUUGUUCAUCUAGCCCAGAGUGUCCGACACUCCCUCCUUGUCGAUCACUACUACCAUGUUAUGUCUGUCUUUACUCAAAACUAUCCCUACCAUGUUCCUGUUCACCAUCUCAGAAUAUCGAAGCUAAAUAUUCCAAGGACGUUCCUUGUUAUCCCAAAUUCUUGUUCGACAUACGAAAAAACGAAGUUCAACGUAUGUCCACCUAUCAUAUAAAACUUCGUACUAUUCAAGCGCAGAUGCUUCAUUCCAGAGGUCUACAUAGUUCGUGCAUAUUGCUUGGGAAAUUUAAUUCCGAUUCUGAGAAAGAUUGCAAGUCGGUGAGCGAAAUAUGUAAACUCAAGAAGGAAAGCUGUAGCAAACCUUGUAAGGAAAGAGAUGUUGAAUGUUAUCCAGAAAAGGUCAUUUGCGAACCAGUAAAGAAAAAGGAUAAGGAUAAAGAAAAAGAAGAGAAAAUAGUAUGUCCGAAAAGUUGUAUUCGUGCAGGAAAGUGUAUCAUCACUCAGAUUAAGAAACAAGAUAAGAUGGUGUACGGACCAACUGAAUGUCCACAACCGAAAUUGGUAACGCCACCUAUAUGUCCACCUACGGCCGAUUCUGAAAACAACGAGCCCGUUUGCAAUGAAAAAAUUGUCAAGCCAAAAAAAGAAGUGUGUACACCACCGCCGUUACCUGAUCCUCCUACUGAACCCAUUUCAUUAUGUCCUUGUCCACCUCCAGCAAAAUUACAUCCAGGACCUUGUCCUUGUCCUCCUCAUAAAAAUGAUGUAAAGGUCAAACCUGGUCGACCUUGUCCUAUCAAAGACAAGUAUCCCUGUUGUUUACCAAUUUACUACUGUCCUAUAAAAACGACUCCUUGCGUGAGGAAACCUCCUUGCAACAAGAAGAAAAAUACAAAAUCAUGAGACACUAUUAAUUAUGGGAUAUGAAAGAAAACUAAAGGCGAGAAUUAAUACAGUUUUUGCGGAAUCUAUUAAAUUACAACGUUCGGUCUCCUGGAUCGAUAAUUGUCAACCAUUCAUAGUCGAUUUGUUCACCUUCUGUCGAUUCUGUGGUCACUCGAGUGCAUUUUUUUUAUAUAGUACGAAUAGAUUUUCUCAAGGUCAAGCAUGUUUAAGUCAAUGAUGAGCACUCCACUGGUCAGGUGAAUUCAAUGAAAGAUGAACGGACCGACUGUUGAUGUGUAUCGCUUGUCGUAUGGCUAAUUUAACGCAUUCCUAGUUUUCGAAAGACAAUUAAACUCUGAUUAAUUUGGUUUCUAUCAUUAUCUUUUAAUACUAUUAAUAAGAAUGCGAUUAAUUGGACAUGCUACAUUCGAUAUACGUCUCAUUAAUGUUUUUAAGAAAUGCUCAAGUCUAAAUUUAAAUAGAUUUCGUUGAGUGUCUAUCAUAACUGAUCUACAAAAACAAACUGUUUUAUUUUCAUCCCGUAUACUGUCAUACUAUUCCAAUAUUUAUAGAUAUUAUAGAAAUAUAAGAUGCAGACACGUUUGGAUGGAUGAUCAUAAACGUGAAAUAUGUACUAUUUAAGUGGUAAAAUAGUGGUAAGGCUCGGGAAAACAUUUAUCUUUCCAGAGUUAAACAUAUAGACAUAUACAAAUCAUUCCUUUUAUCUAAAUUUGCUGUAACGAAUCUGUAUAAAUCA